Molecule: messenger RNA, 1242 nt
Organism: Lepisosteus oculatus (spotted gar)
Lineage: Eukaryota; Metazoa; Chordata; Actinopteri; Semionotiformes; Lepisosteidae
Source: RefSeq, a predicted model, not a curated record
AUGAGCAGACCCAACAUCACUCUGCACUCUGAGUUCAUCAUUAUGGGACUGCAAAUCCUACAGGAACAGGACACUGCACUCUUCAUCAUCUUCCUCAUCCUCUUCCUGGCCACAUUCCUGGGUAAUCUGCUCAUCGUGUUGUUAAUCACCUUUGACCAACACUUCCACACGCCCAUGUACUUCUUUCUGUGGAACCUGGCUGUCUUAGACAUACUGCUGUCGACCUCUGCCAUACCCAAAAUGCUAGUGGGUCUUUUAGGUCAUAAAAUCAUCUCCUUCUCAGGUUGCUUUGCACAAAUGUACUUUCUCAUCUCAUUUACAGCUAUUGAAGGAUUUCUUGUUGCAGCCAUGGCUCAUGACAGGUAUGUUGCUGUAGUGAAACCACUACAUUAUAACACCUUAAUUAGUACCAAAGCCUGUAUUACAAUGAUGUCCACAGCCUGGGUGCUGGGCUUCCUAGCUCCUCUAUUGUCAGUAGUACUGGCAAGCACUUUGUCAUUCUGUGGAUCUAACUUUAUCCUCCACAUUGUUUGUGAUUAUCACAGUGUAAUGUCAUUAGCCUGCGGUGAUGUUACAGCUCAAAUGAAUUUUACCCUGUCAGUUGCCAUGCUGUCAAUCUAUGUCCCCUUUCUUUAUGUCUUAUGGACAUACUGCAGAAUCAUAGCAUCAGUAAUGAAACUGAAAAUUGUGGAGGGCCGUAAGAAGGCUUUCUCAAUGUGUUCCUCACACGUAACUGUUGUUUUUCUCUACUAUGCUUCUGGUGCUGUAGUGUAUAUUGGGUUGAGAGAGGAGAGGAUACCUCCUGAUGGACGCAUCUUCAUUGGUGGACUGAAUUAUUUCCUCACCCCUUUGCUCAACCCCAUUAUUUACAGCUUAAGAAAUGAAAAAAUCAAAGCAGCUGUUCAGAUAGUGGGAUGGAUGGACAAACCGCAGCAGACAUUAGCCGAUUCUGUCAAGCACCGGCUGACUCUGAAAGAGACAGAACCCACUGGCAGCGCACAAAUGGAGCCUGAGCAACUCCUGGGUGUGACAGGUGGCCACUGCCCUUACCAGGGCUACUCAGUAGUGGUCCCGCCGGUAGAAUUGGGGCGACUGCCCGCUACUCACCGCCAGCGAAUGCCCCAGAGAGAAGAUACUCUCCCUGCCGGAGCCGGCCAGCUAAUCCCACACCUGCCGGUGCGAGUGCGACCCAGUUGCUACGACGGCGAAGCGCCUUCGGAACCCUACGAGGCGCAGUUCUAG